This is a messenger RNA of Perognathus longimembris pacificus (Pacific pocket mouse), 6281 nucleotides long. It is a transcript of the gene Adnp, whose product is annotated as activity dependent neuroprotector homeobox. Gene Ontology annotation, cellular component: nucleus. Lineage: Eukaryota; Metazoa; Chordata; Mammalia; Rodentia; Heteromyidae. The transcript is spliced from 5 exons. The record is from RefSeq and is a predicted model, not a curated record. Gene Ontology annotation, molecular function: DNA binding. The coding region runs from base 1928 to 5239 and encodes 1103 amino acids. Gene Ontology annotation, biological process: regulation of gene expression.
UCUGCCCACCCUGCGCCGGGGAGGGGGAGGGGGCGGGGGGCGGGGAGCAGGCAUGGCACCGAGUGGAAGUCUUUGCCUCCCGGCGCAGCCCUGUCUUCCCCGCGUUCCAGCUUCCCUCCCAUCCCAACCAGAGACCCCCUCAGCUGCCUAGGCAGCACGACCUCUCUUACGAGCUUCCUGAGCCCCAACUUUGCAGUGAGACCGCAGAAAACGGAAAUCCAGAAAGCUCCAAAAAAGACGAUUUUUUUUUAAUGCAAUGAAUGAGAGUAGUUCUCUGAGCAGCCUCUUACUCAACCUCUUCUUUCCUCUGGGCUGUCUCCCUGCCUUCCCCUCCCCCCAACCUGGAUGCCUGACUGCUGGAAAAGGCGCGAUUGCUUCUCUUCCUCUUCUGCCCAAGACCCAGCUCUGAACUGAAGUCUAAUAUCCUUUUUAGCCACACACACCCCACACUGAGUCUCAGUGUUCCAGCAUUCACCAGUUCCUCUGCACGGUUCUUGCCAUAACCCCAUUUCACAGACAAAGGCUUAGGAGGGAAAAGAACCCAGACUGUUUCCUGUUAGCCAUUUUAAUGCUGGCCAUCCCCACACACCCAGUUUCCAUCCCUGACGCUGCUCGUGCCUGUGUCUUGAUCCUUUAAAACGUAGGAAAUAUAUAUAGAUAGAUAUAUACAUAUACAUAUCUUAGGUAGCUUGAUAGUUUCUUUAUAAACGUGCAUUGUUGCUUCUGGUUUAUGGCCAUGAAGAAAAUACCAGCCCCCACCCAAAAUGCACUGCAGCCAAGUCGGCUAAAGGCAAUGACUGUUGGAGUCAGUAGGGGGCGCAUUCUUUGCACUGGGUAAGGCUGCAGAGGGGGGAAGGGCCCCUGAGCUAGAACAGGAUGUGCUUCACAGCGCCUUCUACAGACCAUGGGAAAAUGGGCCCAGCCAGACACACACACACACACACACUUGCACUCCUAGGUGGUGAGCUGACAGCAACAUGGUGAAGAAUUGAGUCAAGAGCAGUGAUUUUAUUUCUUCUAAGAAAUCCACUCUGCACUUUGGAAAGUUUUCUCUUUUUUUACUUUUACAAAACCAUUGACUCUCAGACAAGCCACAUUUAUUCUUGGAGACUCCUCUUGGCACAUCCUUGGGUCAGAGGUUCCCUUUCUUUGGAAUUCUUUCACUAAGCUUUGAGUGUAUCAACGUGUUUCUCCAAGGUCAGGUGGUAAAGAGUUUAAAAUCUGAAGAGUUAACAGGUUUGGGGUAUUGCUCAUUAGUCCAUAUCUUUCCAGCUCUUUGGAAGGUUCAAGUCAUUAUUGAAGGGUGUUAGACUUUCAUGGGGUGGUAAUUUCAUGAGCAUGAGAGAUGGGUGUCAUGAUUUGCAAAGCUUUGUUGGUAAACUUCAAGCCCUUGUUGAGUUCUUCAUUGACGAGUCAACAGAGUUGAUUGUAAAAUUUUUGGUUCCUCCCAACUUUGGUCUUGUGGUUGCCAUGUGAUAUGUCGGUAGCCAACCGCCUUUGCAAGUGUUGACACCAGUCUUCUGUGGACACCCACUUUCUUAGGGUGUGCUGAUUUCUAUAGAUUUUACUCCUCUUGUUAUUUCCAUAGGUGUGAGAUGCACAAUGCGAAACCUAGGCCCCAGCUUUUGCACCAUGAUGCACAGGGUUGUACUUUUGGUACUGAACUGAUAGGUGGCCUAGUGGUUAUGCCCUGUACUGCCAUUUUGAGGAUCUGGACUCCGUUUCCUGCCUUGCUCUUUGGACUACAUUGUCAAUUCACACCGGAGAGGAGGAAGAUUGUGCUCCCUUUCUUAGUGUGUAACAACUCCUUAAAACCCGCCUUCCGUCAUGACCUGCGUUUACUGUCUGCCAGUUUAGUGAGAAUCUGCUCUGCCUUACUGGGAGAGGCCUCUUUUCACAAAUUAUCCUGGCUUCUCAUUGAGAAACUAUGUUCCAACUUCCUGUCAACAAUCUUGGCAGUUUAAGAAAAGCCCGGAAAACUGUGAAAAAAAUACUUAGUGACAUUGGGUUGGAAUACUGUAAAGAACAUAUAGAAGAUUUUAAACAGUUUGAACCUAAUGACUUUUAUUUGAAAAACACUACAUGGGAGGAUGUAGGACUAUGGGACCCUUCGCUUACAAAAAACCAGGACUACCGGACAAAACCUUUUUGCUGCAGUGCUUGUCCAUUUUCCUCAAAAUUCUUCUCUGCCUACAAAAGUCAUUUCCGGAAUGUCCACAGCGAAGAUUUUGAAAAUCGGAUUCUCCUUAAUUGCCCCUAUUGUACCUUCAAUGCCGACAAAAAGACUUUGGAAACACACAUUAAAAUAUUUCAUGCUCCAAAUGCCAGCGCACCAAGUAGCAGCAGCCUCAGCACUUUCAAAGAUAAAAACAAAAAUGAUGGCCUUAAACCUAAGCAGGCUGACAGUGUAGAGCAGGCUGUUUAUUACUGUAAGAAGUGCACUUACCGAGACCCUCUUUACGAAAUCGUUAGGAAGCACAUUUACAGGGAACAUUUUCAGCAUGUGGCAGCACCCUACAUAGCAAAGGCCAGCGAGAAGUCACUCAAUGGUGCAGUCCCCUUGGGGACAGGUGCCCGCGAAGAGUGCAGUAUUCACUGCAAGCGAUGCCUUUUCAUGCCCAAGUCCUAUGAGGCUUUGGUGCAGCACGUCAUUGAAGACCAUGAACGCAUAGGCUAUCAGGUCACUGCCAUGAUUGGGCACACAAACGUGGUGGUUCCCCGGUCCAAGCCCUUGAUGUUGAUCGCCCCCAAACCCCAAGAGAAGAAGGGCGUGGGGCUCCCAACGAGAAUAGCUUCCCUCGCUUCUGGAAACGUCCGGUCUUUACCCUCACAGAUGGUCAGUAGACUGUCAAUACCAAAGCCUAACCUAAAUUCCACAGGGGUGGGUGUGAUGUCCGGUGUGCACCUGCAGCAGAACAACUUUGGCGUCAAGGCUGUGGGCCAGAGCUAUAGUGUGGGCCAGUCCAUGAGGCUGGGCCUGGGUGGCAAUGCCCCCGUCUCCAUCCCCCAGCAGUCUCAGUCUGUGAAGCAGUUACUUCCGAGUGGAAACGGGAGGUCCUACGGGCUUGGGACGGAGCAGAGGUCCCAGGCCCCAGCCAGGUACUCCCUACAGUCUGCCAGUGCCGCCGCGCUCUCCACAGCCCAGCUGAAGUCUCCGUCCCUCUCCCAAGCACAGGCCUCCAGAGUGCUCAGCCAGGCCAGCGCCAAGCCCGCGGCCGCGGCCACGGGCCCUCCCCCGCCCAACACCUCCGCAACCCAGAAGUGGAAGAUCUGCACCAUCUGUAAUGAGCUUUUCCCUGAAAAUGUAUAUAGUGUGCACUUCGAAAAAGAACAUAAGGCUGAGAAAGUCCCCGCAGUAGCCAACUACAUUAUGAAAAUACACAACUUUACUAGCAAAUGCCUCUACUGUAACCGCUAUUUGCCCACAGACACCUUGCUCAAUCAUAUGUUAAUUCAUGGUCUGUCUUGUCCAUACUGCCGUUCAACCUUCAACGACGUGGAGAAAAUGGCUGCUCACAUGCGGAUGGUUCAUGUGGACGAGGAGAUGGGGCCCAAGACGGAUUCCACCUUGAGUUUUGACUUGACGUUGCAGCAGGGCAGUCACACGAACAUCCAUCUCCUGGUCACCACAUACAACCUGAGGGACGCCCCCGCCGAGUCCGUGGCCUACCAUGCCCAGAACAACCCUACCGCCCCUCCAAAGCCACAGCCCAAAGUGCAGGAAAAGCCCGACAUCCCUGUGAAGAGCUCGCCUCAAGCUGCGGUGCCCUACAAGAAGGAUGUUGGGAAAACGCUGUGUCCUCUUUGCUUUUCCAUCCUCAAAGGACCCAUCUCCGACGCCCUUGCCCAUCACUUACGGGAGCGGCACCAGGUCAUCCAGACGGUGCACCCGGUGGAGAAGAAGCUCACCUACAAGUGCAUCCACUGCCUGGGCGUGUACACCAGCAACAUGACGGCCUCCACCAUCACGCUGCACCUCGUGCACUGCAGGGGUGUGGGCAAGACCCAGAACGGCCAGGACAAGACGAACGCGCCCUCGAGGCUCAACCAGUCCCCAGGCCUGGCCCCGGCGAAGCGCGCCUACGAGCCAGUGGAGUUCCCCUUGCUGAAAAAGCGGAAGCUCGAGGACGACAGCGACGCCCCUGGCUUCUUUGAAGAGAAGCCCGAAGAGCCCGUUGUUUUAGCUUUAGACCCCAAAGGGCACGAGGACGACUCGUACGAAGCCAGGAAGAGCUUUCUAACCAAGUAUUUCAACAAACAGCCCUACCCCAGCAGGAGAGAGAUCGAGAAGCUAGCUGCCAGCCUGUGGCUAUGGAAAAGCGACAUCGCUUCCCACUUUAGUAACAAGAGGAAGAAGUGUGUUCGCGAUUGUGAAAAGUACAAGCCGGGUGUGCUCCUGGGCUUUAACAUGAAAGAACUGAAUAAAGUGAAGCACGAGAUGGAUUUCGAUGCCGAGUGGCUGUUUGAGAAUCACGACGAGAAGGACUCGAGAGUCGCCAUGAGUAAGACUGUGGACAAGAAGCUGAACCUCGGGAAGGAAGACGACAGCUCCUCGGAUAGCUUUGAACAUCUGGAAGACGACUCCAAUGCCAGUGGCAGCCCCUUUGACCCUGUUUUCGAAGUUGAGCCUAAAAUUCCUAAUGAUAAUCCCGAGGAGCAUGUGCCGAAGGUGAUUCCCGAGGAGGCUCUGGAACCCGAGGAGAAGCUAGACCCAAAGGAGGAGGAUGGCUCCAAGUACGAGACGAUUCAUUUGACUGGGGAGCCAACCAAACUGAUGGCCGAGGCCUCUGACAGCGAGGACGAGCACGACGACGCGGCCGAGUGGAAGGACGGCGCCUCGCCCUCCGAGAGCGGCCCCGGUUCCCAGCAGAUGUCAGACUUUGAGGAUAACGCGUGUGAGAUGAAACCGGGGGCCUGGUCCGACGAGUCUUCCCAGAGCGAAGACGCGAGGAGCAGUAAGCCAGCUGCCAAAAAAAAGGCUGCCCUGCAAGGCGACCGGGAGCAGGUGAAGUGGAAGAAUAGUUCCUAUGGAAAAGUGGAAGGGUUUUGGUCCAAGGACCAGUCGCAGUGGAAGAGUGCGUCCGAGAACGCCGAGCGCUUGUCCAGCCCCCAGAUGGAAUGGCAGAACAGCGCCCUUGACAGCGAGGAGGGGGAGCAGUUUGACGGGGUGACUGACGGCGUGGCCGAGCCCAUGCACGGCAGCCUGGCCGGAGUGAAACUGAGCAGCCAGCAGGCCUGAACUGAACGCCUGGCUCCCCCGCCAAGGGCGCAGCCACUGCUUUCCCAGCCUGACCACAGAGCUGGCUUGAACCGCUACCGCCUGUGGGGACCGGCUGGCGGGCUGCGGGGGACACGUGGCUAUUUCUCAGUCGAUGGCGCACUAUUGGUUGGCUGAUCUUGCUUCAGACCUUUCUCUGGUAGAUAGGGUAACUCAGUGUGACAAGCCAGUACGGUGGUGGCUCAGGAACGCUCGUGUGGCGAGCAGAGGCUUGCUCCAUCCGCCCCUCUACCCUCCUUCCCACUGUGGCCGUGUGGCUGGGUCGCCUUGAGGGGCCGUGUCCCAGCUCACGUGGUGGGGAGUGCAAGCCGGCGUGCAGGCUACCAGUCUAAGUGUAUAGUAACUCUGGGAAAUCAACCCUUCUUUUUCACGUAUUCAUUCUGGAUAGCUAAAAUGUAUAUUUGUACAGUCUUUUAGACCUAUUCAAGUGAUGCUUAUGAUAAUUGUUAUUGUGUGCUCCAUCUAGAUUCGUUUCUGUCUCUUUUUUUUAAGAGUUGCCCUUGCUGUGUAAUAAACGCUGUAUCUAGCUUACUUAGCAGAAGCUUGGACCUGCGCUAGUAUGGACCUUUGGACAGGCUUAGUUUUUGCACAUAAUCUUGUACAAUCCUGGAACAGAGGCCAGCCACAUAAGAUAUAUAUCUGGACUCUCUUGUAUUAUAGAAUUUUUCUUGUUCUGAGUAUCCUUGACAUUACAGCUGUCAAAAAACUAUUUCAGAUACUUUUCUGAAAUCUUUUAAGGUUAAAAAAAAAUCACACACAAGAACUGACUUUGCAGCUACUAAUUUUGACACCUUUUAGGUCUGUAUAAAAGUGUGAUGUGUUAAAGCAGCAAGCACAGUUGUGCUGCGUUUUGGAUAUUUAGUUUUUUCUUUAGUUGAACACCAUCUUGGUGUUUUCAUUUAUACCAUCUAAUAUAUGACACACUGUUGUAGUAUGUAUAAUUUUGUGGUCUUUAUUUCCCUUUGUAUUCAUUUUAAGCAUCUAAAUAAAUUGUUGUAUUGUG